Messenger RNA from Solanum tuberosum (potato), 3870 nucleotides. RefSeq names its product non-functional pseudokinase ZED1-like. Gene Ontology annotation, molecular function: ATP binding; protein serine/threonine kinase activity. The transcript has a single exon. The coding region runs from base 52 to 1173 and encodes 373 amino acids. Gene Ontology annotation, biological process: protein phosphorylation; cell surface receptor signaling pathway. Lineage: Eukaryota; Viridiplantae; Streptophyta; Magnoliopsida; Solanales; Solanaceae. Gene Ontology annotation, cellular component: plasma membrane. The record is from RefSeq and is a predicted model, not a curated record.
GACACCAGAGAAUAGAGACUUCAAAAUCAGCACAAGGUAUUGCAAGAAAAAAUGUACUUCUUCAGGGUACUAACAAGGAAAAGACUUUUUUCCUCUGCCUCAGCAGAAAGGCGGAAGAAAGAGGAGGAUUGUUAUUUAAAGAAUGGAGGUGCAGUGCUAGAAGAGCUUCUUGCUUUAUGCGAUGGAAAUUGCAGAAUUCCCAUCCGUUAUUUCACUGCCACUGAGAUCGAGAGGGCAAUAAAACACUCUAAAAGCAAAAUGGAGCUCUCCCAUGUGUCUAUGGUUACAGGCUCACUGGACAACCGCUCCAUUUUAGUUAGGUUCAGUAGAUGUCAAUUCACCAAUAUCCACCGAGAUAUAGCAAUUACUGCUCAGAUGAGUCAUCUCAAGAAUGUGCUGAGACUUGUUGGUUGCUGUCUAGAAUUUGAAGAACCAGUUAUGGUGUACGAAUAUGUUGAGGCUAUAACUCUCAGCGAUCUACUUUUCAGAGAGGGUGAUCAUAAGACCAAAAGAUCAUUAUCUUGGGGAAAGAGAUUGCGAAUUGCCAAUGAGGUCGCUUCUACAGUUGUUUUUCUCCAUACAGAAUUUACUACACCCAUCAUCCACAGAGAUAUAAAGCCUCACAAAGUGAUGAUAGAUCAGAACAGCGGCAUUGCCAAAAUAAUAGACUUCUCCUUGUCUAUGUCAUUACCUCCAGGGGAAUUGGAGGUACAAGAUGCUGUACUGUGCGGAACAUUUUGGUAUUUAGAUCCAGAAUAUGCCUCCCUGGGUAUUGUUACUCAAAAAACUGAUGUCUACAGCUUCGGAGUUCUUUUCUUUCAGUUAUUAACCGGAAAGGAAUCUCUUGAUAGUAUGCAAUCCAAUACUGAAGAAGGUAAUGUUAUGGAUAGAGUGGAUUCUAGAAUUUAUGAAGAAACAACAGAUUUUAAAGAUCCAAAUCCACCAACCAUGGUUGAGCUCUACAUUAAAGAGAGUAGUGCAAUAGAUAUAGCAGACUCUACCUUUUUGGAACAGCACGGUAUUGAGAUUCGACAACAAUUGGAAGACUACUUGGAUCUUGUAAAGAAAUGCACAACGUAUAAAGGAGAAAACAGACCAUAUAUGAUUCAUGUUGCUAAGGAAUUACGCCGAAUUGAGAACUGCUACCGUGCCCUCACUAUUGAUCAAAAUUAAAUAUUUGUUUUAAUACAUGAGGUGUAAAAUGAAGUUUGUUUAUACCAUCAUAUUUAUGUUGAACGAUAGUCAAUAGAUGAGAUCUGCAGACAAUGAAAUUGCCCAUUUAGUUUUUAGGACCUGGGAAAAAGUUACUACUAAAUGCUAGAACCGACUUUUGUGCUCUAUUUGGACUGAAUCUAAGUGUAUUGUGUUUCAAUUAUCACACAUUUUGCUGCUGAUAUUAUUUCUUUCUUGUAAGCUCUACACUACUUUUCAUAUCACUGUUAUACUUUCUUCAUUGUUUUCUUCUUUUUUACUUGAGUUUAAUGCACUUGAGCCGAAGGUCUUUCACAAACAGCCUCUCUACUUCAGUUCCACGAGGUAACGGUAAGGCCUGCAUACACUCUACUCUCUCCAGCCCCCACUUAGUGGGACUUCACCGGGUAUGUUGUUGUUGUUGGAUUGAAUCUAAUUGAUCUUAGUGUUUGAAUACUAAAAUAAAGUGAGACCAUGUUAGUUUUGUAACUUACAUCCAAUUACCUUUUAGUAGUUUCAGACUAUGCCACUGCUUAUAUUUACACUUGAUUUUUACCUUUUUCCUUGUUAAUCAGGCAUAAAACAUUUCAGUGCUUACGAAACCAAGUAUCUAAAUUCUUCAAGCACAAGAUACAGGUUGUUGUUUUUUGAGGAAGGUAAAAUCAACCACAGGAUACAUGUUCCUUGUUCGACCCAUUAAAACAAAAUGUAAGAUGGGAUUGUAACUUUUCAGCUCAUGCUAAAGGUCCUCUCUACUAGGAAAACAGACAGAUUCUCUGAUUUUAACAUAUUGAUAGUUCUUGUAUAGUAAAGCUGGAGAAUUUAUCAUGAGCUAGGCCAGGUUCACAUAGUUUUUUUUUUGCUAAGAGGCUCACGUAGUUAUAAUUGUGAGUUUGCAAUGACUACUCGGAAGCCACAACUCUAAUCCCAGAGUUUAUGCAGCUACUAUAUAGAUGGUUAUUACUACUGGGAAGGCACAUAAUUAAACAGCAUCUUUUAGGCAUCACAAAAUUUAACACAAAAGCAGUGUGAAUUUCUCUUGAUUCCUAGGAGAAACUACUUUGUUAUCACACGCAUACAAUAUCAAGUUAGUUCAAGAGAAGGGAGAUUAGUGACUUGUCUAUAACACCAGUUUGCUGAUGCUGCAAACCCUCCAAAGGUUUUUGAAUCAAAAUUGACUCUAUAGAGAAAGGAGAAGGGGCUGUAACAAUAGAUAUAUGUAGAUGAUAAACUUUUUGCGAAUCCACUGAAACGAGCUAAGGAAAUUGCCUUCUUCCACUGGAAACAAACCAUUUCAGUCUCUGGAAUAAUUAGAGUAAGCUUUCGGGAUAAUUUCCUCGUUUUAGCUGGAGACAAGACAAGCCAUGGAGCCAAUUCUCAAAUGAUCUAAAUUACUAAUAGCCUAUUCAUCCAGAUAAGCAUUAGGUAUAAAAAGAGGAAGUUAUGCUUAUUACAGGUCCACGAAACUUGCUUUCACUAAGAAGCAAAAGAGGAAACUUCACAUGGCAUAAGGUGAAAGACAAAAAACUUAAGAGAGAUAACACCAGGAACUAGAACUACAUAUUGAACCACAACAAUUUAGAACCUUAGAUUGACUUGUGUGUGACUACCAAGUAAAUUAGUGGAAGACAAGAGGCACAAGAUUUUCAACUUAGCUCCUGGGAUACGCGAUAAAAAUCACCUUUAAAGGAUCAACCAAUCCACGACGUGCGUCAUGUAUGCUCAUCAUUAUUAGGCAAACUUUGCAAGCUCAUAUCAAAUGCGAUAAAAUUUCAUGUCAUACAAACUCCUGAAUCAAAAUCUUCAUAAUUUAAUUGGCUCCAAGAAUAAAAUGAUCUCUUUUGAGGAACCGUUCCCAAGUUCCUGUAGGGCUAAGUUGUAACUUUGAGGGUCUUCAUUUCAAAACCACAUUCUUUCUUGGGACAAUUUAAGGAAGGUGAAGGAGGUGGGUGAAUGUAUCUCCUUGCAUAAAACCAGAUAUUAAUCGAACACUCAAACCUUAAUAACAUAAAGAUCUAGCAAAGGCAAGCUCUUCAGUUCUCAUAAAACUACAAGGUGUCAGUAGGUGGUAAACUGUAAACAUAUUUCAAAAAUGAUUUACCCAUAGGCAUAACAAAACUUUAUUUAGAUACACUUUUAGGGCAACUGAUUCUUUUAUCCAAAUCAUAAAGCAGCCAUCAUAACACAGCCUAUGCCCCUUUUUUUGUUAAAAAAAAUGAUAAGUACAUAAUACAGCCUAUGUCGCAAAGCAAAGCCGGUCUCAUGCCCGGAUUAAAGAGAAACAAUGCUAAGUUGACAGUCAGCAUAAAAACAAUCUAAUUAUAAUGAAUCAAUGAUGCAGCUUGAUAUUUAAGCGGAGAAGGAAAGAGCGGCACACCCCUUAUCCCGAAUUUCCAAGGGUGGGACUGGUCCUAAAGUUGGUCCAGACAGAUUUCUCGGUCAUCAAACAAAAAGCAAACUUAUUAUAAUAAAAUUGUGAUAAUCCUCCAGACAUAUAGUCAACCCAACUAUUUUUGAAUUCAAAUGUAGUUUAUCCAUCGAUUUAUACUGAAAAAGGCAUAAACAAAACACAAAGACAACUUUAAAGGUGCUGAAUUUUUCACCAAGUCAUACAACAAACACCAUAUUUAUUAUGCAAUAAUCUUUUUUCAGCAAGCAUAAAGUACAGAACUUUAAAAA